Calypte anna (Anna's hummingbird) is the source of this 2149-nucleotide messenger RNA. RefSeq names its product RRAD, Ras related glycolysis inhibitor and calcium channel regulator (gene RRAD). NCBI's taxonomy places the organism in Eukaryota, Metazoa, Chordata, Aves, Apodiformes, Trochilidae. Bases 203 to 1114 code for a protein of 303 amino acids. Gene Ontology annotation, molecular function: calcium channel regulator activity; GTP binding; GTPase activity. The record is from RefSeq and is a predicted model, not a curated record. Gene Ontology annotation, biological process: negative regulation of high voltage-gated calcium channel activity. The transcript has 5 exons. Gene Ontology annotation, cellular component: plasma membrane.
GCGGCGCCGGCGGAGCCAUAAAUAUGGCGCGGCGCGGGGUGGCGGCAGCGCUCGCUGGAAGGAGCUCCGGCACGGGCGGCUACCGGCACGGGCGGCUACCGGCACGGGCGGCUACCGGCACGGGCGGCUACCGGCGGGCAUCCCUCCCCGCUCCCCUCCCCGCUCCCAUACCUCCGCCGAUUCCCCCGAGCCCGGCACCCCGAUGACUCUGAACCGCGGUGACAAGUUGCGGUACCUGGACAAGCGGCGCGGCAGCAUGCCCUUCUCCGUGCACCAGCACCUGCACCGGCGCAGCAUGCCGGUGGACGAGCGGGAUCUGCGGGCAGCCCUGCCGCAGGACGAGCUCUCCGGGCUGGUGCGCUGCACAUCGUACAGCCCCGGCGAGGAGCACCGGGAGAGCUGGGCUUCCGACUCCUCCGACUCCGUCAUCUCCUCGGGCAGCGACUCCGACAGCAGCCUCUACAAGGUGAUCCUGUUGGGCGAGCACGGUGUCGGCAAGACCAGCCUGGCCCGCAUCUUCGGCGGCGUGGAGGACAGCGCGGACGCGGAGGAAGCCGGAAAUACAUACGACCGAUCAAUUAUAGUUGAUGGAGAAGAAGCAUCUCUCGUGGUGUUUGAUAUAUGGGAGCAGGAUGACAGCCAAUGGCUUCAGAACCACUGUAUGAAAAUGGGAGAUGCCUAUAUUAUUGUAUAUUCAGUGACAGACAAAGUUAGUUUUGAAAAGGCCUCUGAGCUAAGAAUCCAGCUAAGAAGAGCAAGGCAAACAGAAGACAUUCCUAUUAUUCUUGUGGGCAAUAAAAGUGACCUGGUCAGGUCCCGGGAAGUCUCAGUUGAUGAGGGACGAGCCUGUGCUGUUGUGUUUGACUGCAAAUUCAUUGAGACCUCAGCUGCUCUUCAUCAUAAUGUCAAAGACCUGUUUGAAGGUAUUGUUCGGCAAAUUAGACUUCGCAAAGACAGUAAAGAAGACAAUGCUAGGAGAAUGGCCAACACAAAAAGAAGAGAAAGCAUAGGCAAAAAGGCAAAGCGAUUCCUUGGGAGAAUUGUGGCAAAGAACAAUAAGAAGAUGGCUUUCAAAGCAAAAUCUAAGUCUUGCCAUGACUUAUCUGUGCUGUAGAAGCUUUCAGUAAAGCGAGAUGUUGCACAUGGGUGAUGAACAAGCAUUUGACUGUUAUGAGAAGUGUACAGAUAAUCCUCAUGGUGAUAAGAAGAAUGACAUCAAUUGCAACUCUCGGAUGCCUUAAGGUGCGCAAGCAAGUCUGGAAGUUGUACUACAAUGUCUGCUUCAUUGAGAAAUGAUUUAAUUUUCAAUGUGUGCAAGGAAAUGAACUCAAUAUGUGGCUUGACAUGCCCACAUUUUCACUGUGUACAUAUGUUAUAUCCUCUUGUCCUGUGCAUACCAGAGACACAGAGAUAAGAAAGGAUGAUAUGUAUCACCAUAGACUUGUCUCUUUUGCAGAGCAAAACUUAAAACUUGUACGCAGGCUCGUACACUCUUUUUAGUAUAAAGCAAACAAUGAAACAAAAAUCUUUUUGAACUUAAAUGUGGGAAGGGAAUGAGUAGAACCACAUUAGAAUGGGAGAAAAAAUUAUAUAUAUAGUUAAAUACAAACCGGAUACCAUUUUAUGAAGUUAAUUUGCACUUCCAUUAACUGUUAUUCAAUUAAUUUGUUACUUGUUUACAUGCAGAUUUUAUAAUAAAGUAUUAUUUCCUGUUAUAAAAAACUGUGCUUUUCUCAUAGUAGGUAUAAAAAAUGAGAGCAGUAUUUUUAUAUAGACCUUUUUUCACUGUACAAAAUGUUAUACAUGGACUAUGCAGAUUUACAUGUGAUAAAGUUCUGGAACAAGACAAAUCAGGAAUAUCCUAUGUUCUUUUGUUUAACAGUUUCUUUAAGAAGUAAACCCUGCUUUUAUGAAUACUAUAUUUCAACAGCUCAUAUUGGGAACGGGGCCUUGACCCUUCAUAUUGCUGUUUCAUCUUCAACUUAGUUCUUGUCAGUUCAGGUAGGAGCAGGCCUCUAUACUAUGCCUUUAGUUAGAUACACAUCUUGUGUCUACACCGAUAAAUUGAAGCCUGCAGUGUUCUACUUUUUAAGUCCUGGCUUGAAGGUCUCAUGUUACAGCCAAUAAGCAAAUGUGGGUGUUUGUUUUU